GAUGCUCUACUGUACCAUGCGGAGUUGAAAACCCCAACGCCGUUAACUCCGGAGUCCGGAGCUCGGCGUUUCGCCCAUCGCCGAUCCGCCCGAUCCGCCUCAUCGCCGAUCCAGCAGCGCCUCCAGUCGGAGCUCGGCGUGGCGGAGAGAUCAAGCAGCAGUCGAACAUUAUACUGUUCAUCGACGACUUUUCCUGCAGCGCCUCAAGUCCGGAGCUCGAGAAACGCCGAUCCAGCAGCAGUCGUCCAGCAGCGGUGCUCCCGCCUCAUCGCCGGGCAGCAGCGACUUCGCCGCGCCACCAGCCCGGCGUUGACUUCGUUGCCACCAGCCCGGCGUUGCUCGCUGCACACCGGCCGUCUCCGUUCGCUGCUGCUGUGCCCGUCAGCCCGGCGCUCGGAGCAACCUCGCCGCCGCUUGAGAGCAGCGACGCCAUCGACGUCGCGCGGCCUCGCCGUUCGCGGCUCAAAGCUGCGGCGACGUCGUCACAGAUUGCCUCCGUUUGUGAGAAAUGGCAUCGCUCCAGCCUCCCCUCCCAAAUUACCCCAUAGUGUCUAAUAACUUUGCUCCUGUCAGUCGAUCAUCAUCGACACUACACAGUUCUACUAGGGAUUUCACCACUGCUGAUCAGACGACAAUGAACUCUACGACAGUAAUGACGGUGCUUCUCUUCCCCGAGUCUGGGAUCACGAUGCCUCCGAGCAUCACGGUCACAGAUAGUUCGGCGGAGGCUGCUAGAGUUACUGCUGAUGUUUCAUUCCCGGAAAUCGCUGCGGUGAUGACUGCCCAUACUGUCGGCGUCUCUACUCAGGCCGAUGGUCCUAAGGGCCUGAUCCCGCCUCGCUCGAUCGGGACUGCCCAUUCGAAUGUGGUCAGUCCAUCGUCUGCUACGAAGGUGUCGCCUCCUCCUCAGCCGAAGGCCUCUUUUGCAGAUAAACUGAAAGCUAGGGAUGGCAGUCCGACCGAGCAAGUUUCCAAGCCUAGGGACGUCCCCGCUCAUGACUUUACAAUCCUCCGGCCUGAGUUGGUGGAUCUCAAACGUUGCCUUGUUUUAGAGCCUUCUUUCCACCAACGACAAGUCCGGCGUUUCGCCCAUGCGGUUCACGGCCGGCUGAUCCUCCGCAAAGGUGAGUCACCUCGGUUUGCAGCGGAUCUUUGGCAGGAACUUCAGCAGCUUUGGAAACCGUCUGCUGGUUGGUCGAUUCAUCCUCUCGGAAAAGGUUACUUCACUUUUAAUUUCACCACCGACGAGGAUAGGGCAGCGGCUUUCGCUAAAACGACUUGGCGUCUACGCUCAGGUAUACUUCAUCUCCAGGCUUGGGUGCCGAAUUUUGAUCCCUACAAAGCGCAUUCUACCCUUGUUCACGUAUGGAUUAGAAUCUUUAACUUGCCACAUGAAUAUUGGCACCCAGAGGUUCUUUCCGGGGUCGCACGAGAAGUGGGUAUGCCUAUCUUGAUUGAUGGUCAAUCUGCACAGGCUCAUGUGGGUCACUUUGCUAGAAUUCUUGUUGAGUUAGAUGUUUCGGCUGAUCUUCCUGAGGCUUUAGAUAUUAAGUGUGGCGACAUUGAUUUUACUGUCAAGUUUGGAUAUGAGAAUUUGCCUUAUUACUGCUUCGUUUGCAAGGUUGUGGGACAUAUUUCUAACGAAUGCAGAAGGAGGAAAACGACCACGACCGAGGAGGGCUUUACGGAACAUCAGGGCCGGGAACGUGGUCAGUCCAAGGUAGAUGACCACAGGGUUCAUCCUCGUCCCUACACCGGAAAUCAAGAAUCUCCAGCAAGGGCUGGAAAGGAAGCCGCUUUUGCUGAGGUUGGACAGGAACUGAACUCUUCUUCAGACUCUCCUACCUCAUCCAAUCCCUUUGCUGUGUUGGUUUCUCUAGAGUUGCAAGAUGAACAGAGACUUGUUUGUGAUGAUAACAUGGACAAGCCGCCUUCUGAUGGAGGCCGAGCUUCAGAUGCUUGCAUCUAUCAGGACAAUCAGGAUAGAAAGGAUUUGGAACAGCUUGGGUCAGAUGACGAAAAGAGCCAAAUUGAGGUAGUGGAGCAGGAACACGAGAGGACUACUGCACCUCUGCUUGUUCAGCCGCUUGCUGUUAUGACUGACAACAACGAUGUGCUAACUUUGACUGGGACGACAGGACCCAUUUCUCGUAGACGAGGGCGUCCGAAAGGGGCUAUCAACAAGAAGGGGAGAGUUUCUGAUUCUUCUAUCAAGCACAGGCUCCGUCGUAUCAUAAUCAAUGGCAUGUCCUCGAAUUUCCAAAACUCAGCACGCCGUGAUGAUAUGCAGGGCCCAGCCCAUGCUAUGUCGGUUGUGGCCUCUUCAAAAAUGAAGAAAAAAUGGGGAGAUAUGUUGGACGAUGAAGAUGACGAUGUUUUAGACGAGGACGACCCUCUUAAAAUGUUCUCUUAGUCUUGGUUUCUUUUUUGGUUACCCGGGGUUUCUUGCGGGUGCUUUUGCUUGUUCCUUAUGUCUCU
This is a messenger RNA of Salvia miltiorrhiza (redroot sage), 2478 nucleotides long. RefSeq lists its product as uncharacterized. NCBI's taxonomy places the organism in Eukaryota, Viridiplantae, Streptophyta, Magnoliopsida, Lamiales, Lamiaceae. Bases 509 to 2413 code for a protein of 634 amino acids. The transcript is spliced from 2 exons. The record is from RefSeq and is a predicted model, not a curated record.